Messenger RNA from Solanum tuberosum (potato), 1708 nucleotides. Its product is annotated as F-box/kelch-repeat protein At5g43190. The record is from RefSeq and is a predicted model, not a curated record. The transcript has a single exon. Lineage: Eukaryota; Viridiplantae; Streptophyta; Magnoliopsida; Solanales; Solanaceae. Gene Ontology annotation, molecular function: protein binding. Bases 105 to 1250 code for a protein of 381 amino acids.
AAUCACAAAAUUGUCAAAAUCCAAAACGAGUUGCUUACCAAAUCACAAGAACUUAAAAAAGCGUCCAAAUUUGUUCUUCACAAAAACAGAGCAUUACGACAAAAAUGAACUACAACAGAUAUUCACUAACAAUGGAAAACAAGAAAAUGAUACAAUCAAAUCAAAUGGAUCCCAAAAUAUGGAGUCGAUUACCAGAAGAUGUAUUAGAGCAUUUGCUUUCAUUUCUUCCAUUAAAAACAUUCUUGAAACUCAGAUCAACUUGUAAGCAUUUCAAAACUCUUCUUUUUUCACCCCCUUUCAUUUCUAAAUCUUCUUCUUCUUCUUCUUCUUCUUCUUCUUCACCUUUUUCUUCAUUUUUCUUACUUUCACAUCCACAAUUCCCUAGACAAUACCCUUUAUUCGAUACUGUUCAUAACAACUGGCGGAAUUUAUCUCUGUGUAUUUCCCCUGUUUUGCCAUCUUCUUCCUCUGUUCUUUUAUCUUCUUCUAAUGGCUUGCUUUGUUUCAAUAGUUCAAAUUCUAGUUCUUUCAUUAUAACUAAUGUUUUAGCUAGAUCUUCUAGGGUUGUAAAAUACCCAAAUUUGCCUUUUUCUUUUGAGUCUGUUACUUUGAUUUCUUCAUCUAAUAAUGGGUAUAAGCUGUUUGUGAUGUCUGCUUUUGGAUCUUCAAGUCAAGUUUUUGUUUAUGAUUCUUUGGUUCAUUCUUGGAGUCAAUUUGGUGGAUUUGAUCUGAUUUUAAAUGAGAAUCAUCAUCAAGAGGGGGUUUUUCAUGAUGGGUAUUUGUGGUUUAUUACACCAGAGCCUUAUUUUACAGUUUGUAUGGAUCUUGAUAAUGGGGUGUGGAAAAGAUCAAAUUUUGAGCUGCCUAGUGAGGUUACUUUUGCUAGAUUGGUGUGUGAUGGGGAUAAAAAAAUGUUCUUGGUUAGUGGAAAUGGGAGUAAUGGGAUUUCAAGAAGCAUGAAGUUGUGGGAAUUGAAUGGGGAUUCUAAGAUUUGGGUUGAAGUUGAGAAUGUGCCUGAAUUGAUUUGUAGGAAGUUUUUAUCUGUUUGUUAUCAUAACUAUGAACAUGUUUAUUGUUUUUGGCAUAAAGGGUUGAUUUGUGUUUGUUGUUAUUCUUGGCCUGAGAUAUUGUAUUAUAAGGUUUCUAGAAGGACUUGGCAUUGGCUUCCUAAAUGCCCUUCAUUGCCUGAUAAAUGGAGUUGUGGAUUCAGAUGGUUUUCCUUUGUUCCUGAGCUAUAUGCCUUUGUGUAAUAGUAACAUCAAUUGACCAACUAGGUUGUGGGUGCAGUGGUAGGACUGCUCCACCCUUUAUUAGAGGUCUCAGAUUCGAGCUCUGGGUAUGGAGAAAGUAUCAUUCCUGAAUGAGCCUUGCAGUGUGUGGUCUAGAUUUAGUCGUGGCUCCAGUGCAGGCUCUGGACAUCGGGUGGGGAAAAAAACUUAAAUUGGUUCUUGAAGUUGAAAUCGUGUACUUCUGAGGAGGUCUGACCGGCAGUGUUUGGUUUUUGUUUCUUGACUCUCUUUAUAGUAUUUGUUUUGUUUUGGUGUAUAUAGAGUAGAGCAUUAUUUGUGUUGGAUUUGUAACAGUUAGCAGUUAUCACUUAUCUAUGUAGGAAAAUAAACCUUGUAGAAGCAUUGUUUUGUUUGAAAGAAUUUGAGUGUUGUUGAAUUUUGGUGUACUUUGAAAAGGAACUAAAAAGGCAGUUGAAUUU